Messenger RNA from Peronospora belbahrii, 1953 nucleotides. NCBI's taxonomy places the organism in Eukaryota, Oomycota, Peronosporomycetes, Peronosporales, Peronosporaceae. The record is from the annotation of a GenBank genome assembly.
AUGACAACGUCUCGUAUGAAGAAUAGUGUCGUGGAGACUCUACUCCAUUCUUCCUUUGCAUCGACAUUAUCGAUACAAAGUCAUGGGGAUGUACAAGCGACACGACGUUUGAAGCUAUUAACAAUGUGUCAAAGUCAUGAACUCACGGACGUUAUUCUUGUGUUACAAUCCAAAUCGUCCACUGUACAACAAGAGCUUCUUGUCCAUGAGAUUCCUGCUCAUCGGAUUAUUCUUGCAACUGCAAGUCCGUAUUUCCAUGCACUCUUUACUAAUGGAAUGAAGGAAUCACAGCAACUAGUACCUCGUAUUUCCUUACCUGAUAUACCACUUGCUGCCUUUCUUGACUUGUUACAAUACAUGUACAUUGGAGAAUUACGAAUCUCAGGAAAUACAAUACUGUCAGUAUUACAUGCAGCUAAUCGACUUGAGCUCAAGGAAGUUGUGGAAAUGUGUUGUAAACAAUUGAUGCUGGAACUCAAUAUCACGAAUUGUGUCGAUAUCUACAUGAGCUGUGAACAGCUUCAGAUGAUACAAGUGUGUAGAAUACUGGCUCAAGCAGCCUGGGCUAUGAUUGAUACCUUCUUUUACGAUGUCUAUCAAAGUAAAAGCUUUAAGAAUCUGUCAGUCAACACCGUGAUGAAGCUUUUAAAACAUAAAGACAAGAUCAAGCUGGAGAACAAGACAGUGAACAGCUUUACAGAUAAGGCAGCAGUAAAAGCGUGGAUCAUGCACGAUCCCAUGACAAGACAAGGGAAACUCUCACUUGUCUUGUCUUCUUCACAAAACAAUUUGACAAACAGUGGGGUGGAAGCGGUACAACAUGCGAUUCAAAGUCGACGAAAUAGUGAUACUGCCAUGGUGAAUAGCAAGGAGAACAUAUCAUUCCAAGUUGGCGAUGAUCCGAUAGUAUUGGACGUCGUAGAUGCCAAGAAUACUACCAAGCAACAACUAAUGCCGACCAUUUUCGUAAUCGGAGGCUUUAACAAUCCUGGUGCACUCAACACGGUAGAGUAUUUGGACUUCCAUUCUGGUGAAUGGUACCCUGCAGCGCCAAUGACAGCUCGGCGUUCUUAUAGUGGAGUCGCUGUUACGAAAGACAACAACAUAUUUGUCAUGGGAGGCACAGGCAGCAGCUGGAUCCACCACAAGAGUAUGGAAAGAUACGAUCCAAAUACAAAUCGGUGGUUUGAAAUGCCGCCGAUGAAACACGCUCGAAGCUAUCUUGGAGCCUCAGUCGUUGGAAAGUUUAUCUACGCUGUGGGAGGAUUCAAUGGACAAGCCCAUUUAUCUUCUGUAGAGCGAUUUGAUCUAGAAAAACAGCAGUGGGAGCUUAUGCCUCAGCUAUUGACAGGACGCAGCGGCCUUGCAGUCGUUGCGCUGAACGGACUUGUGUACGCUAUCGGCGGGUACAAUGGCAAGGAACACUUGAAAAGUGUGGAGGUUUUUGAUCCGCAGACCAACCAGUGGUCGUCACGAGCCAAUAUGCGCUAUGCACGCAAUGGUCCUGCAGCGGUAGUGCAGGAACACAGCAACAGCAUUCUUGUUUUUGGUGGUGAGGCUCGUCAUGGUGCGCGAUUGAGCACAAGCGAGCAACUGGACUUGAACAGUGGAACGUGGAGUGACGUGGAGGCAUUUGCAGACUGUCGAAGUGGCCAUGUCGCUGUUAGUUAUGUGAGCGAAUCUUUUCUCUUUUGUCUCGGAGGUUCAAACAAGAAAGACGAGUAUCUGGAUUCUGUACUUCGAUACGACUAUUUAUCCAAGCAGUGGACAUUUCACUCCCAAAUGAGAGCACAACGCUGUGGACUGAAUGUAGCCGUCGUUCAGACAUUUCCCAAUGCUGCAUGUUUUGCACCACAAAUGCUGAAGAAACAGCAAGAAAUGGACAAACAGUCAGCAGCUUUGUUACUGCACCAAAAGAAUUGUUGGACAGCAGCAUUUGCUCAGAGUGUAUGA